Ficedula albicollis (Collared flycatcher) is the source of this 462-nucleotide messenger RNA. RefSeq names its product leucine-rich repeat extensin-like protein 3. The transcript has a single exon. The annotation marks the transcript as partial. NCBI's taxonomy places the organism in Eukaryota, Metazoa, Chordata, Aves, Passeriformes, Muscicapidae. The record is from RefSeq and is a predicted model, not a curated record.
CCCCCCCCCCCCCCCCCCCCCCCCCCCCCCCCCCCCCCCCCCCCCCCCCCCCCCCCCCCCCCCCCCCCCCCCCCCCCCCCCCCCCCCCCCCCCCCCCCCCCCCCCCCCCCCCCCCCCCCCCCCCCCCCCCCCCCCCCCCCCCCCCCCCCCCCCCCCCCCCCCCCCCCCCCCCCCCCCCCCCCCCCCCCCCCCCCCCCCCCCCCCCCCCCCCCCCCCCCCCCCCCCCCCCCCCCCCCCCCCCCCCCCCCCCCCCCCCCCCCCCCCCCCCCCCCCCCCCCCCCCCCCCCCCCCCCCCCCCCCCCCCCCCCCCCCCCCCCCCCCCCCCCCCCCCCCCCCCCCCCCCCCCCCCCCCCCCCCCCCCCCCCCCCCCCCCCCCCCCCCCCCCCCCCCCCCCCCCCCCCCCCCCCCCCCCCCCCCCCCCCCCCCCCCCCCCCCCCCCCCCCCCCCCCCCCCCCCCCCCCC